CACCAUUUAACUGACAAUACCAGCUCAGACUUUCAGACGCAGUGGCAUUUCCGUUAUUUACCCACGCGCUGUGUCGUUUAUUCAACCUGCAUGCGUUCCACACAAUCAAUCCCCUUCCCCUGCACCCUAUUCACUUCUCCUUCAUCACACUCGCAACAACACAUACAUCUACGGAAAACUCUUCAACCCAGCUUAAACCUUCUUCACCGUUUCCCUCUUCGCUCUUGACAGAAACCGCCGUCGCUCGCCGCCAAUCAUCACGAGGAUUGCGGUUGCUUAGUUUUUUGUUUGCUUUUUUUCCUUCAUUCCAUGCGUUUUCCGUGUUCUGCCGCCGCCGUAAGCUGCCUCGCGUGAGGGAUGGGUUGCGUGCUCGGGACGCCGGCGCGUGCCGGAGUUCAGCGCCGUCGCCGGAGGGAGCAGCGGGAAGUUGCUACCGGAGAAGUUAAUAAUGCCGUUAGGGUUCGAGAUAAGGAAAGGCACCUGCAUACCGGCGAUUUUCCGGGGACUCUUCCGGCGCUGGAGCGCCGGAAACCUAUACUCGACCCGUGCGCUGUCACGCAGCAGGGAUGGCCGUCGUGGUUGAUGGCCGUCGCCGGCGAAGCAAUCGGCGAUUGGACUCCUCGUCGAGCCAACACUUUCGAGAAGCUUGCUAAGAUUGGACAAGGGACCUAUAGUAACGUGUAUAAGGCUAGGGACCUUGUUACGGGGAAGAUUGUGGCAUUGAAGAAAGUGAGAUUUGAUAAUUUGGAGCCGGAGAGUGUGAAGUUCAUGGCAAGAGAGAUACUUGUUUUGAGGAGGCUUGAUCACCCCAAUGUGGUGAAGCUUGAGGGUUUGGUUACUUCUAGAAUGUCGUGCAGUUUAUAUUUAGUGUUUGAGUAUAUGGAGCAUGAUCUCGCAGGGCUUGCGGCUGGCCAAGGGGUCAAGUUCACUGAACCUCAGGUUAAAUGCUUUAUGAAGCAAUUACUCUCUGGUCUUGAGCAUUGCCACAGUCGAGGCGUGUUGCACCGUGAUAUCAAGGGUUCCAACCUGCUUAUAGACAAUGAAGGAAUCCUUAGAAUUGCAGAUUUUGGACUGGCAACUUUUUUUGAUCCCAAGAUAAAACAGGCAAUGACAAGUAGAGUGGUGACCCUUUGGUAUCGUCCUCCCGAGCUUCUUCUUGGAGCUACAUUAUAUGGUGUGGGUAUUGACCUUUGGAGUGCUGGCUGCAUCUUGGCAGAGCUGCUUUCUGGAAAGCCAAUAAUGCCUGGCCGAACAGAGGUAUUGCUCUUCAACUUGUUUACAGGUUCUGUUCUCUAAACUUCAGAUUUUUGUAUACUCAUUGCGAUGCUUCUAAUCUGUUUAUAAAUAUUUUAAGUACCCACCAGUAGUUUGUAAUCCAUCUUGCUCCUUUCCCAGAGUCGCUUUUGAGGCUUUGUGUACAGGAAGCAUCUUUCUUUACUGGAAAAUUUAUUGGGAAGUUCUCUUAGACACACCCAAGUUGGAGAAAGAUAGAGGGUUUGCGUUUGACAGUGUCAUCAACUUUUAGCUUGUUUGGUGAUGGCAGUAAUCUACCAUCUUGAUGGAGCAGAUAUAGAAUAUCAACUAAAA
Messenger RNA from Vigna umbellata (rice bean), 1587 nucleotides. NCBI's taxonomy places the organism in Eukaryota, Viridiplantae, Streptophyta, Magnoliopsida, Fabales, Fabaceae. The record is from RefSeq and is a predicted model, not a curated record.